Messenger RNA from Acipenser ruthenus (sterlet), 2059 nucleotides. RefSeq names its product E3 ubiquitin-protein ligase TRIM39-like. The coding region runs from base 6 to 944 and encodes 312 amino acids. The record is from RefSeq and is a predicted model, not a curated record. The transcript has 6 exons. Lineage: Eukaryota; Metazoa; Chordata; Actinopteri; Acipenseriformes; Acipenseridae. Gene Ontology annotation, molecular function: protein binding.
UAGCUAUGGAGAUGGAAAACAUUUACACUGGGCUGCAGAAACCAGACAAGGAUAUCUACUCAGUCCUCACAGCCGUGGAGAAACAGCCUGGAAAACCCACAGUAAACACGACUGUGAAGAAAGCCAGUUCCUGCAACUGGGCUGCUGUGGUUUUUGCUGUGCUGUGGAUCCUCUCAGUCUCUGUCACCCUGGGUGUGAUCUUUCACAGGAAUGCAGAGUAUGCCAGCCUCUUUCAAGAGUAUUCCGACCUGCAGAAUCAACUGAAGAACUAUACGAACAUGACAGUUCACAGGAAUGCAGAGUAUGCCAGCCUCUUUCAAAAGUAUUCCGACCUGCAGAAUCACCUGAAGAAGGAUACGAACAUGACAGAAAUCUGCACUGCUGUGUGGAGGUGGAUCCUCGAUGCUGCAGCUGAUGUGACUCUGGACCCUGAUACAGCGCAUCCCAGUCUCAUCCUGUCUGAGGACAGGAAACAAGUGAGACUUGGAGGCACACGACAGACUCUCCCUGACAAUCCAAAGAGAUUUGAUCCUGUUGUCAGUGUCCUGGGCUGGCAGGGCUUCACCUCAGGGAGACACUACUGGCAGGUGGAGGUGGGGGAGAAGACUGAGUGGUAUUUAGGAGUGGCCAGAGAGUCCAUCAACAGGAAGGGGAAUAUUACACUGACUCUUAAGAAUGGUUAUUGGACUGUGUGGCUGAAGGAUGGAGAGUACAAGGCUCCCGAUAUCACCCUCCCCCUGAACGUGAAGCCCCGGAAGGUGGGGGUGUAUCUGGAUUAUGAGGAAGGACAGGUCUCCUUUUACAAUGUGGAGACCAGAUCUCACAUCUACACUUUCACUGACACCUUCACUGAGAAGCUCUAUCCAUUCCUCUGCCCUUCUACUAAUAAAGAUGGUAAAAACGCAGCCCCACUGAUCAUCCUCCCUGUCAGUGAUAGAGAUUGAAUAAAGUGGUGUAUCUGUAUGACAGCCUACACCAGCACUGAUUAUCCUGCUCAUUGCAUUAUUACUUGCCCACCUAUUUCUUUGUCUACCUGUAAUUGUUUUACUGAUUAGCUUGACAAAACUAUAGGAAUGCCCGUCACAUUUAACACACCCCUGUGACUGGAGCACAUGGGCUGUCCCUCACAUGCCUGAUUCAUAUAACACACCCCUGUGACUGGAGUACAUGGGCUGACCCUCACAUGCCUGAUUCAUUUAACACACCCCUGUGACUGGAGCACAUGGGCUGACCCUCACAUGCCUGAUUCAUUUAACACACCCCUGUGACUGGAGCACAUGGGCUGUCCCUCACAUGCCUGAAUCAUUUAACACACCCCUGUGAUUUGUCACUGUGCUCAGUCUCAUUACUGUGCUCAGCCUCAUUACUGUGCUCAGCAUGCCCACCUUGCAUUGCAAUGCACAUAUUUCAGUUGUGUUGUUGUUGUUGUUUUACAUUCAUCUUUUGUGCUUGAUUUUUACCUGAUAGUUCAUGCGAUGCAGGUCAGGUCACAUGUCCUAGAUUUCCUAGAUGCAAUGUAACAUGUAGUUCUGUGUGGUUUAGUCUGUGAAUAAUAUCAAGUUUUACAAUAGAUAGGAGGAGACCUGCACUGCACUGUAAAUACUGCUAACAGAAUGAAGAGAUGCAUUGAUUCAUUUAUGCUAACAUGACACUGGAUUGCAGUCACAACGACAUGUAGAUUUAGAUGCUUAUUUUUAGACGCUUGAGUUUUUUUAAAAUGUAUAUUAAAGGGUUGCUUCACACCAUCUAUGAAUGACAUCAGUGAGCAAUAACAACAAUAGAGAAUGCUAGAGAUCAAACUAUGAUAUUAAACAGGUACGGAAUUAACCAUGUGGAUGAUGAGUGCCAGGAUCCCUUUACAAUAUGUAUCAAUGUUGCUUAUUUAGACGUUCAUGCAAGUAGGGUUCAGAUCUUUUAACUUUCUAUACCAGAGCCCUUGCUUUUAGAAAUGUGGACUUGGACAGAUUAAGCUGUUUUGGGUUAACGCGGCUGAACCAGAUUAAGCUCCAGGUUUUUGUAAUCUCUGCUCCAUUAAUAAAUAUUUUAAUUUCCAAUGAAA